UGAGGAGGAAGGGAGUGCGCAUGUACAUGAGAGCUAAUAGCCAAGAGUGAGUAGAAUAAACCAAUCUGCCGCUCACCAAAAAUGUAUUUAGGCAAAAGUAUAUAAACAGUUAAAUUUCAAUUAUCGUUAACGAUUGUGUUUAAUUAGAUGAUACUUUGAUAAGGCAGUGUAGACACCACUAUUUAUAUUUAGCGCUAGAAUGAACAUGGUAGCGUGAACAGGUGGUCACUUAAUAUGGUGAUGAAGUGUGUUAUCCUCCCUUGGGAUGUUUCUCUACAGCGCCGCCAUUUGGAAUCAGCCUUCAGAGAAAACUAAUCGUCAAACCAAAGUCUCCAGAUGAUAUCGGGUUUGACUGUAUUUAAACUCUACACACGGAUCAACCCAACUGUACCAGUUGAUUUAGACGCUAGGAAGGUAGAUACUGCUACUGCUACUUGGCCUGACUUUCAAGCCAAACCUGUUAAAAUUAUCGUCCAUGGUUUCCUGCAAGCUGUCACACCAGACGACUGGCUAUCAGCCAUAAAAAAUGAACUCUUGAUAGAGGGAGACUACAACGUAAUCAUAGUGGACUGGUCAAAGGGAAAUAAACCUCCUUACACACAGGCAACAGCUAACACAAGAGUUGUCGGAGCACAAAUAGCUUUACUAAUUCAUAAACUUGUGGAGAGUUCUGGAAUUAAAAACUCGGACGUUCAUAUCAUUGGGCACAGUCUUGGAAGUCACAUCGCCGGCUAUGCAGGAGAACGUCUUGAUGAGCUCGGUAGAAUCACAGGGCUAGACCCCGCAGGACCACAGUUUGAGAAUACCGACAUACGAGUUCGACUUGAUCCAUCAGACGCCAUGUUUGUUGAUGUCAUACACACCGAUGGCAGACCUCUACUAUUUUUAGGUUUUGGAACAUUGCAGCCAAUGGGUCACUAUGACUUUUACCCCAACCUUGGACAUGAUAUGCCUGGAUGCACGAUGAGUAACCCAUUAAAAGAUGUCUCGGAGCUAGAAAAAAUGAGCAGUUCAGAUUAUGUUUCUUGCAGUCACCAUAGAGCCGUGAAAUACUUUAUCGAAAGCAUCAACUCAAAAUGUCCGUUUACAGCCUACCCGUGUGAUGGAGGGAGAGACUUCAAUGCAGGUAAAUGUAACACCUGUGGAACACAAGGCUGUGCAAGAAUGGGCUACCACGCCAGCCCGUCUGGUGACCAUACCAUUCACAGUUACUAUUUGACCACAUCAGAUACAGAAAGGUUUUGUCUCUACCAUACAGACGUGUCCAUUCAGUUCAGUUCUAAGCCAACGUUUUCUGAACAAGGAAAUAUUGUGGUCAGUGUAGCGACAAACUCGGGGCACAUCAAGACAAGCAGAGUUAGUGACAGAUCCAUGACAUUUAAGAACGACCAAACGGUUCAAGUGACAUUUACAGAUCGUGAUGACAUUGGGACUAUCACAUCAGUGUCUCUGCUCUGGGAAAGAGACAACUCUCUCUCCGCCUCCAUUUGGAAUAUAUUCGGCAGUAGUUCAAAGCGUGUCUACGUCAAUAAAGUGACCACCUUUAGCGCAGAGGCUGACAAGAGUGUCUCUUUCUGUGCUGCGGAUAACGCCAUUGAAGACAAGAAAACUUUGCUCCUGACUACAAAUCAGCUCUGUUGAGUACUAUGAGAGUCUACUGUGUUGAUCACUAUGAGAGUCUACUGUGCUGAUCACUAUGAGAGGCUACUUUCAAGAUCUAUCAACACGGAGGGAUCAUGUAUUUCAACUGCUUUCUUGGGCGUCAUUUCUCUUUAAAUAAAUAAUACAUUUUGAAAACUUGUAAUAUAAUAAUUAUUAGACUUUUUAAAAAUAACUGAAUUAAUAAUGAUAAUGUCUUUUGUUUUUAUUGGUUACUUUGGUUCAGAUCUAAGAAAGCCGAAGACAGUAGGCCUCUUAUAAGUAAGCCGAGGACAGUAGGUCUUUUAUAAGUAAGCCGAGGACAGUAGGUCUUUUAUAAGUAAGCCGAGGACAGUAGGUC
Molecule: messenger RNA, 1999 nt
Organism: Biomphalaria glabrata
Lineage: Eukaryota; Metazoa; Mollusca; Gastropoda; Planorbidae
Product: inactive pancreatic lipase-related protein 1-like
Exons: 12
Coding region: 337-1641 (434 amino acids)
Biological process (GO): lipid metabolic process
Molecular function (GO): protein binding; triacylglycerol lipase activity
Source: RefSeq, a predicted model, not a curated record